Molecule: messenger RNA, 1659 nt
Organism: Cydia amplana
Lineage: Eukaryota; Metazoa; Arthropoda; Insecta; Lepidoptera; Tortricidae
Gene: Nt5c
Product: 5'-nucleotidase domain-containing protein 3
Exons: 9
Coding region: 121-1656 (511 amino acids)
Molecular function (GO): 5'-nucleotidase activity
Source: RefSeq, a predicted model, not a curated record
GUUAAGUGAUACUAAUUAAAACUCAUUCACAUACAGUCGAAUUAUUUUAAUAGGAACAACAAUGAAAUAACAUUGUUUUCUGAAUGUAGUCAGUGUUUUAGAUAAACAUUAUUAGCAAACAUGAGUUUCCUUUCUAUAUUCGGUGUAAUUAAAAGAAUAAACUUCAAGUUAUCUCACACUGUGGCAAAGAAAUGUGACGUUCGGUGUACUCGAGAGUUUUCAACGCGCGAAUUGCUGAAGGAAGCAUAUUGUCGCACGAAAUUGAAAUGCCGAUCCAAGAAGCUACCUCAAGAUGUGAAUCCACAGGGUGUGUUCGCUUGCAAUGAGCUGGAUAUGUCAGAAGUGCAGGUGUAUGGAUUUGACUAUGACUACACUCUAGCACAUUACAAACCUACCCUGGAGCAUUUACUCUACAAUCUCGGCAGAGAUUUAUUGCUGGAAAAAUAUAAGUAUCCAGCAGAAAUUUUAAAACUAGAGUAUAAACCAAAUUUUGCUGUAAGAGGUCUUCAUUAUGACAUUGAAAAAGGCCUGCUACUGAAGUUGGAUUCGUUCCUCCAAAUACAAUUUGGAGCGGUUUACCGAGGGCUGACCCCUGUGUCUACAGAAGAGGUCCUCAAGAUAUACAAGAAUAGGAUUAUUCCAAUAGCCUAUGUGGAAGGUGACAUGAGGGCCCACAAAGCCAACAGGGCGAAGAUGGUGCAUCUAGCUGACUUGUUUUCCGUGCCAGAAAUGGGACUUCUAUGCAACGUGGCUGAAUAUUUCAUUAGGAACCAUAUUGAUUACCAUCCCGAGAUCCUCUUCUUAGAUGUUAAGAACUCUGUACAAAGCUGUCACCCUGUAAUGCACAAGAUAGUGGCACAGAACGUGGAAGAAUACAUCAGGCCCAACCCAGACCUCAGAAAGUACUUCCAGAUGUUGCAGCAAGCUGAUAAGAAACUGUUCCUGGUUACAAACAGUCCGUACCACUUUGUCAAUGCGGGCAUGGAAAUGCUGGUGGGCCUGGACUGGCGGGAGUUCUUCGACGUGGUGAUCGUGAACGCGAACAAGCCCAAAUUCUUCACGGAGGUGUCGCGCCCUAUCCGCGUGUUCGACAAGAACGCUAACACGCACAUCUGGGAGAAGGUCACUUCAUUAGAGAAAGGCAUCAUUUAUUAUGAGGGCACAGUGAAGCAACUACAAGACCUAACGGGCUGGAGCGGGCACCAGGUGCUGUACUUCGGCGACCACCCGUACAGCGACCUCGCCGACGUCACCCUCGAGCACGGCUGGCGGACCGGCGCCAUCAUCAACGAACUCACGCACGAGAUAAACACGCUGAACACGCCGCAGUUCAAGCAGAACGCGAACUGGCUGCAGAUGCUCACGCAGCUCAUCGAGGACCACCAGGACUACACGGAGCCCGAGGCGGUCGAGGUGCUUGCACAGUGGAUGGCCGAGAGGGACUUCCUCAGGAAUGAGAUCAAAGCUGUGUUCAACGCCCAGUUCGGCAGCGUGUUCCGAACUUACCACAACCCCACGUACUUCUCGAGGAGGUUGUUCCGUUUCGCGGAUAUCUACACGUCUAAUAUAAGGAAUCUGCUCAACUACUCGUUAACGCACACGUUUUAUCCUCGCCGCGGCGUCAUGCCACACGAAUAUGGAUCCUAUUUCGUUUAGAUU